Coffea eugenioides is the source of this 1888-nucleotide messenger RNA. RefSeq names its product long chain acyl-CoA synthetase 1-like. The record is from RefSeq and is a predicted model, not a curated record. Gene Ontology annotation, molecular function: long-chain fatty acid-CoA ligase activity. Gene Ontology annotation, biological process: cutin biosynthetic process; wax biosynthetic process. The transcript is spliced from 17 exons. NCBI's taxonomy places the organism in Eukaryota, Viridiplantae, Streptophyta, Magnoliopsida, Gentianales, Rubiaceae. Gene Ontology annotation, cellular component: membrane; endoplasmic reticulum. The coding region runs from base 42 to 1883 and encodes 613 amino acids.
CAUUGACUUGUUUCUGGCAUUCUGCAGAUUACACUACAGCCAUGAAGAUGUUUGCAGUUAAGGUGGAAGAAGGGAGGGACGGCCAGCCCUCGGUUGGCCCCGUAUAUCGAAAUCUAAUAGCCCGGCAUGACUUUCCGCCUACUGAUCCUAAUUUAUCCACAGCUUGGGAAAUAUUCAGGGCCUCAGUUGAAAAAUAUCCAAGAAAUAGGAUGCUAGGGUGGCGUGAAUUUCUCAAUCACCAGUGGGGCCCUUAUGUCUGGAAAACAUAUGAAGAAGUUUACCAAGAAACUAUCUGCGCUGGUUCAGCGCUACGAGCAUGCGGAAUUCAACCUGGCGCCCGGGUAGGAAUCUACGGAUCAAAUUGUCCGCAGUGGAUUGUUGCAAUGGAGGCCUGCGGUUCCCAGAGUUUAAUUUGUGUACCUCUCUACGAUACGCUUGGACCAGGAGCUGUUGAUUUUAUAAUAGAUCAUGCAGAGAUUGAUUUUGUUUUCAUACAGGAUAAGAAAGUGAAAGAACUUUUGAGUUCUGAUUGCAAACAUGCUCGACAACUGAAGUUGAUAAUUUGCUUCACUUCAUUGACAGAGGAAGAGAAGAACAGAGCAGCCGCCAUUGGAGUGAAAUCAUAUUCUUGGAACGAUUUUCUUCAUAUGGGAAAAGAGAACCCCUCAGAGCUCUUGCCACCACAGCCAUUUAAUAUCUGUACAAUAAUGUACACUAGUGGAACCAGUGGAAGUCCAAAAGGUGUUAUAUUGACUCACGAAAACAUUUCAACAUGCAUCAGAGGAAUUGAUAUUUUCAUGGAACAAUUUGAAGAUAAGAUGACAGUGAAUGAUGUGUACAUAUCUUUCCUCCCUCUUGCUCACAUCCUUGACCGUAUGAUUGAGGAAUACUUUUUCCACAAGGGUGCUGCUGUUGGUUACUUUCAUGGGGAUAUCAGUGAGCUACAGGAUGAUUUAAUGGAGUUGAAGCCAACUUUUCUCGCAGGAGUACCUCGAGUUUUUGAAAGGGUGCGUGAAGGGGUUCUAAAAGCACUUGAAGAACUCAAUCCAGUGAGGAGGAAAAUUUUUGGCAUGCUUUACAACUACAAGCUUAAGUGGAUGAAACUAGGCUACAAACAGAAAGUUGCAUCUCCAAUAGCAGAUCUUCUGGCUUUUAGGAAGGUCAAGGCCAGGUUAGGUGGCAGGGUUCGCCUAAUAAUUUCUGGUGGUGCACCUCUAAGCAGUGAGGUGGAAGAAUUCUUGCGGGUUACCUCGUGUGCUUUUGUUUUGCAAGGCUAUGGGUUAACAGAGACCAGUGGAUUGGCCGCUGUUGGCUUUCCUGACGAAAUGUGCUUAAUCGGAACAGUUGGUUCUGCAUUCGUAUAUAAUGAAGUGCGUCUGGAGGAAGUUCCAGAAAUGGGCUACUAUCCAUUUGGAGAUCGUCCUCGUGGUGAGAUUUGUGUCAGAGGGAAGAUGGUUUUUGCGGGAUACCACAAGAACCCAGAAUUAACAAGAGAAACUAUAAAAGAUGGGUGGUUCCACACAGGUGACAUAGGGGAGAUGUCAGAAAAUGGUGUUAUAAGAAUUAUCGAUAGAAAGAAAAAUCUAAUUAAGCUAUCUCAGGGAGAAUAUGUUGCAGUUGAAUAUCUGGAAAAAGUUUAUUGUGUUUCGCCAACAAUUGAAGAUAUCUGGGUCUAUGGGGAUAGCUUCAAGUCAAUGCUGAUUGCUGUUGUUGUACCAAAUGAGGAGAACACGGUAAAAUGGGCACGGGAAAUUGGCUAUCGAGAUUCCUUUUCUGGAUUAUGUUCCCUUAACCAGCUGCAAGACUGUAUCCUUCAGGAGCUUAAGUCCACAGCACAGAGAAACAAGGUCAUUUUUCAUUUUCUGCAAACCUUGAAAAGUUAAACAAU